AUGACUACUGCUACAGCUUCUAUCCACUCAUCCAUUAUUAACUUAACGAAAACUAUCGUUGGUGCUGGUAUGCUAGCCAUUCCAUUCGCCUUCCGUAACGAUGGGAUUCUAGUAGGUAUUCUGUUAACUCUGCUAGCUGCCAUCACCUCAGGCUUUGGUCUAUUUGUCUUGGCAAAAUGCUCAAAAACCUUAAUCAAUCCAAGGAAUUCCUCAUUUUUCCAAUUAACGAUGAUUGCAUUCCCAAAUUUAUCUCCAUUAUCUGACAUUUCCAUGAUUGUUCAAUGUUUUGGAGUUGGUUUAAGUUAUAUUGUAUUAAUCGGUGAUUUAUUCCCAACUAUUUUCAAUAAUUAUGGUUCUAGGAACUUUUAUAUCCUUACUUCAACAAUUGUUAUUGUACCACUUUGUUUGUUAAAGAGACUAGACCAUUUAAAAUAUUCGAGUAUUGUAGGUUUAUUUGCUUUAUCAUACCUAUCAUUUUUAAUCGUUUUCGUUUUUAUUAAAGACAUUAUCUUGACAAACAAUUUACCUCCUUUUGAAAGAGGUUCCAUUAAUUGGGUUUCUAUUUAUGACUUUAAUGGACUAUUAUCCACUUUUACAAUAAUCAUUUUUGCCUACACUGGUUCGAUGAAUCUUUUUACAAUUAUUAACGAAUUAAAUUAUAAUGAUAUUGAUUCUAUUAAAAUAGUGAUUAAUCAUAGUAUUGCCAUUUCUACAAUUAUCUUUUUAAUUAUUUCAAUUUUUGGUUAUUUAACAUUUGGAACUCUCACGUUGGGUAAUAUAAUGUUAAACUAUAACUAUUCUAAUUCAUUGUACAUUAUUUUAGGAAAAUUGGCUCUUGGAAUUAUGGUUAUCUUAACAUUCCCAUUAUUAUUUCAUCCUUUAAGAAUUGCAUGUAAUAACAUUAUUGUAUGGAUUAUUUUAAAAUAUACUGGGAAAAAAUUGCAUACUACAAACGUUCAAACCCCAAUUAUUCUACGCAUCGACGAUCAAGAAAAUGAAUCUCUUUUGAAUAGUACUGAUUCAUUAGAACAAUUUCAUCAAUCAACAACUAAAUCAAGUACUCAUACAUCAUCUCCAUUACAAAAUAGCUCUACAUAUGGUUCCUUCCAUAAUGAUAUCGAACCUAAUCUGGAGAAUCAUUUAACUACUGUUUACUCAAGAGUAAGUCAAGAAUCCCUACGUGAUGAAUGUCCAGCUUUGAGAUUUUACACCAUAUCAGCAUUCCUCUUAAUUUCAAUGUUUUCCAUAGCCUUAAAUAUCAAAUCAUUCGCGUUGGUAUUGUCCUUGGUUGGUGCCACAGGUUCAACAUCUAUAUCAUUUAUAUUACCAGGCUUACUAGGCUAUAUCCUAAUCGGGAGAGACAAAAUAUCCAGAUGUGAACAAUUAUCAACAAGUGAUAUUUGUUACAAGAGAUUGAGCUUGGUACUGAUGGUAUUUGGUAUACUAGUGAUGUUUUUGUCCUUGUAUACAACAUUAGUCUUUGACUAUAAUUGA
Molecule: messenger RNA, 1494 nt
Organism: Henningerozyma blattae CBS 6284
Lineage: Eukaryota; Fungi; Ascomycota; Saccharomycetes; Saccharomycetales; Saccharomycetaceae
Gene: AVT7
Product: Avt7p
Exons: 1
Coding region: 1-1494 (497 amino acids)
Biological process (GO): amino acid transmembrane transport
Cellular component (GO): fungal-type vacuole membrane
Molecular function (GO): L-histidine transmembrane transporter activity; L-glutamate transmembrane transporter activity; L-arginine transmembrane transporter activity
Source: RefSeq, a predicted model, not a curated record